Ziziphus jujuba (common jujube) is the source of this 4344-nucleotide messenger RNA. Its product is annotated as aquaporin NIP2-1. Gene Ontology annotation, molecular function: channel activity. Gene Ontology annotation, cellular component: membrane. The record is from RefSeq and is a predicted model, not a curated record. The transcript has 8 exons. Gene Ontology annotation, biological process: transmembrane transport. NCBI's taxonomy places the organism in Eukaryota, Viridiplantae, Streptophyta, Magnoliopsida, Rosales, Rhamnaceae.
AUUGUUCAAAAACGACCAUCUUCUCAGCGUUUUACUUUUUUAUGUGCUUCCAAUUUGCUUAUCCAUAAAUACUCUUCAGAGAUCAUUUUAUUUCUUUAUGUUUAGGCAUUUCUUUUAGAAAUUUGGAGGAAUUUGAGGGUUAUUGCAUCUUUUCAAGUAUUUACUAACUUUUGUACGGGAAGUUCUCUUUCGUUGCCUAUGGAUUCUUCUUUCCUUCUUCUAUUGAAGUUCGGAUUCACCCCCAAAAGAAAAAAAAAAAAAAAAAAAAAAAAAAGAAAAGAGGAAAAAAAAAAAGGAAGAAAGGAAAAAGAACUCUGGAAUCUGCUUCAAGUUCAUCUAGGUUAUCUGGGAUGGGCUGGACAAAGAAGUGGAAAAAAAUGGGGUCUUUGAAAGAGUAAUAAGAGAGAAGAAAGAUGGAGAGAGAGAGAGUUUGGAGAGAAAAAACAGCACCACCCACUCACACAUCAAAAAAGGCAUCAGGUUUUCUUUCUAUACAAAAAAGCAGGGUUGUACCGAUUCACCUCCCAUCUGUGAAUAUGCAUUAUUAAGAGACUUUGUGCUGUUGGAGAGAGAGAGAGAGAGAGAAAGAAAGAAAUAGAAAAGCAAAGAAAGAAUGAGAGAGAGUAAAGUAAUGUGUGAUUUGUCAUGGAGGCUAUGUUUUUCGAAAUGUCAGUUUGAGUCCCUCCCUCCAUCCCUCCCUCUCUCUUUAAUUUCCAAACUCGCACAGAAUGGCCCAUGUUUGCCAUACUAGAAGACAAAAAAAGAUUAAAAAACAAAAAUAGGUAGGAUAAAUAAAAAUAAAUUUGUCCAAUUUAUAUAAUUCAAAGUAGUUUCAAUUUCAUUUUAAUCUUCUUGGUUGAUAAAGAUAAAGCAAGUCAAGCCUUUUAGCUUCAUGUUAAUAUUUUUCUUACAAAGCCAAAUGUGAUUCAGUAAAGAUGAAGAAAAUCGAAAGUACAGGAUUUAUGAGUAGUUUUGAUAUCAUGUAAAUGAACCGUAGGAUCACACUGCUGACUGCUUUGUGAAUAUCACUGAGGAUUUUUAGAAUUCUAUGAUUUUUCUUGGUUUUCGGAUUGUUAUGUUUUUUGUAAAGGAUAGAGAUGAAGAAACAUAUAUUAUGAAUAGUAAAACAUGAUCAAAUUCUGUGACUAUUCUUGUUUAUAUUAUAAUAGCAGAAGAAGAUUAUAUGCUAAGAAUGUAGAAGCUACAUAUAAUAUGAAUAUGAUAUUAUUUGAAUUUUUUUAAACCUAAAAAAAGUGUAGAUUUUGGCUCUUUUGUAGAAAUAAAAGUCCUUAGAAAUUUGAUUUGUUGUCUUGUUUUAUCUUUAAUUUUUGUUGGAUAUUAGAAAUUUAUUUUUAAAAAAAAAAAUAGCAAAUGUAGUUUUUUUUUUUUUAUAAUUAUAUACUUUGCUAAUGUUUCUCUGUAAAAUUUUUUUUUUUUUAGGUGUUAACUGGUGCUACAUCUUACAUUUGAUCUCACUUUUGUUUAUUAACAAGUUUAGCAAGUUCAAGUAUUUAUAUAUAUAUAUGUUUCUUUUCUAAAUAUCUUUUUUAAAGUUUUUAAAAAAAUUUACCUAAUUUUAGUUUUGUGAAAUUGUUGUGUUAGUAUGUUAUUAUUGGUUGGUAGAUAUAAUAUUGACCAUUUCUCUACAUAAGGUGUCAUUAAAGGUUUUGUUUUUUUUUUUUUUUGGGUAUUACAUGCUUGAUUACUAGAUUUAUGUAGUUGAAUAUUUAAAAAAAUUGCUUUUCUUUUUUUUUUUUUUUUUUUUAUAUGUUGUGAUUUUAUCUUUUCAUCCAUCUUUUGUUUCUCUUAUAUAUUUUUUUACCUUGCAUUUUCUAUCGUGAAAACAGAAUUUGGUGUGUUUAAGAUUUUGGAUAUGGAUUUAUAGAUCUUUAUUAAUUGUGAAUGCAAUCUUGAAAUCAUAAUGUAGAUAACAAACCAAGGUUAAAAUAGAAAAAAAUGUACUUUAAAAUGGUAUUAGCUAUAUGGAUAGAUAACCUUAAAAAGAGUUGUUGCCCGUUAUCUUUUGUUGUAAUCCAUUAGGUUAAUGCCUCAAUCUUCACCUCUGCUCUCUCCACCUAAUGCCACUUCAAUGAUCUAAGUUUGACUGCCAAGCCAACCUUCUAACAAGGCCUCAUGGACAAUAAAUUCCCUUUCAAGCUAAAAAAUUAAUAUUUAAGCUUGGUAAAAGAACAACAAGAAAGCAUACCUCUUUCUUUACCGAAUGUGUUCCUUUUAAAGCUCUCAUUUUCCGUUUCUUGGUUUGAUUCCUAACAUUACCUUUGGAUUUUGUCCAAUGGUCAAUUUCUUAACUAGUUUUUAUCCCCAGAUGGGAUUUAUCAUUGCCAUGGUAAAAUCUUUCUUUUUGGUUUUCCUCUGGUCUUUCUUUUCAUGCACACCAUGCCAUACUGGUUAACUUUGUAUUUUAGUUUCCCAAGGUGGUUCACGCUUACUUAGAUUCAUGUGCAUGAUUUUUCUUUCAAUAAGAUUAUACUCACGGCCUUGUUCUUCAGCAUUUUAAGCCUAACAAGCAUGGCUAGGUUCUCUUGGUGACCUAUGUUGGGUUGGUAAUAUUAUAACAAAGCCAUCUUAUAAUCUAGGAUUGUGUUAGCAUGGUAAGUCCUAUAAUCUAAUAGAAACAAUUUGGUGUAAAGCUUAAUAUUUUCUUAUCACAUUCAAUUUGUAUAAUGUAAAAUCCUUUAUUCAGUUAUAGUACAAGAAAUGUCGUACACUAAAUGCAUUUCAUAUUAUUUAGUUUAUGAUUAAUUAUCACCUCUAAUUGGUAAUUCUUCUUUUAUUUAGGUGUCAAGUCAUUGUUGAUUUGAUAGAUAAUUCUUCAUCUUUGAAUGCUACAUUGUUCGGAAAUCAAGCUGAAAAUUUUCUUGGUUGCACUGUAUAUGAGUUGAUGAAUAACUCUGAUGGGGUGAUAUAAUUCUUUUCAUAUCUGUUUAAGAAAAUGAGUUGUCAGUUUUAACUUCUUCUUUGAAAAAACAUAUAUAAAUCAUGCAAAUGUUUAUGUGAGUACUAAUUGUGAAUUUUUUUUUUUAUGAUACUGUUAAAGAUAUUGAAAAAAAUUGCUACAUUAUCCAGUAGUCAUAAGCUUCUAAUUCAAGUUAAAGCAUUUAAACAUGAAUAUCAUGUUAUUACAAGAUGAAAAUACACAAUUCUUUCUAUUUAUGAUGCUGUUUCAAAAGAAAUCAACACAUUGACACAAACAGAUGUUUCAAGCAAUACUGAAGUUAGUCAGGUUUUAGAAAUUGUUGAAGAGAAAAGUGGAAAAUCAUUGGACAUAACUAAGUUGAGAGAUGUCUGGAAAUAUUGACGAUGCUAAGAUAGAACAAGUGAGCAAUAAAGAUAAAGUCUUAGCUAAUUUGGUUUCAAAGCCUGCUACAAGAAACAAUGCAACAAAGAAACUAAAGCUAAUGGCUUCCAAAAGUGCAGCAGGUACCGAAAAUGGCCACAACAGAGCAUCCGAAAUCCAACAACUUGAGUGAAAAAAUUGAGGCAGUUUCAGGCCAAAAUCCAAAUACCCAACAGAACAUACCUCACUUGCACUGUUUCUGGAAAUCACUUGAACAUCAGUACCCACCGGGCUUUUUCAAAAAGGUGGUGGCAGAGAUCAUAGCAACCUACAUGUUAGUGUUCGUGACAUGUGGUUCGGCAGCUCUGAGCGCAAGUGAUGAACACAAGGUGUCUAAGCUGGGAGCUUCGGUUGCCGGAGGACUCAUAGUGACGGUCAUGAUCUAUGCAGUUGGUCACAUCUCUGGGGCACACAUGAACCCGGCCGUCACUUUGGCUUUUGCUGCUGUCAGGCAUUUUCCUUGGAAACAGGUCCCAGUUUAUGCAGUAGCUCAACUAACAGGAGCAAUAUCAGCUUCGUUUACACUAGCCAUACUACUGCAUCCAAUAAAGCAUAUCGGCACAACAUCACCUUCUGGAACACACAUUCAAGCUCUAGUUAUGGAGAUUGUAGUCACAUUUUCAAUGAUGUUCAUCACUUCUGCCGUGGCAACCGAUACUAAAGCUAUUGGAUAGCUAGCGGGCAUAGCAGUUGGCUCCGCGGUAUGCAUAACAUCAAUUUUGGCCGGGCCCAUAUCAGGUGGAUCAAUGAACCCGGCAAGGACAAUAGGCCCAGCAAUUGCUAGCUCCUAUUACGAUGGUAUUUGGGUUUAUGUUGCCGGCCCAAUCGGUGGAACAUUACUAGGAGCAUGGUCUUACAAUUUGAUUCGGGUCAACGACAGACCCACCCAUGAGAUAUCUCCGGGUUCACUUUCAUUCAAACUACGCCGAAUGAGGAGCAAUGAACAACACUUAGACACUAAAGAACAACCACUCAAUUCGGUAUGA